This is a messenger RNA of Chlamydomonas reinhardtii, 1812 nucleotides long. RefSeq lists its product as uncharacterized. The transcript is spliced from 7 exons. NCBI's taxonomy places the organism in Eukaryota, Viridiplantae, Chlorophyta, Chlorophyceae, Chlamydomonadales, Chlamydomonadaceae. The coding region runs from base 155 to 598 and encodes 147 amino acids. The record is from RefSeq and is a predicted model, not a curated record.
GGCCUUCGGCGUGGUGAUAUGCUCCCAGUGCAAGCGCGAUGAACCGCUCAUAUCGAAGGCAAACGCGCUCUCGCGCUACUGCCUUACUGCGAAGGACCUGCAGGACUUGGGUUUUGUAACCAAGGACAAUCCGCAGAAGAAGGGCUGGAGCGCCAUGAAGCUGUACCUCAGAAGCCAGGUGGAGCAACGCGCCCGGCGGAAACACGGCGACAUGGACACCAUUCAGCAGCUGCGGCACGACAAGGCACAGGCCAAAGUGCGGGGGCUGCUGGAGAAGCGCACGCGAGUCGCCGCCGAUGACGAUGAGGACGAGGAUGGGGAGGAGGACGCCGAAGAGGAGGCAGACGGCGCCGCGGCACUGGCGGGCGCUGGGCCCGUGAAGGUGAAGCUGAGUGCGGCGGCGGCGCGUGUGCGCGCCCGCCUGGCUUCGGAGUAUGAGGGCGGAGCUGGCAGUGCGGCUGGCGGCGCCGCAGCCCCGGCUGCAGCUGCAGCUGCUCCGGCGGCUGCUGCCGGCGGGACCGGCGCAUACGGCGGCGGCGAGGAGUCGGCAGCGGGCGCCGCCGCGGCAGCGGCGGCGGCAGACGUGGAGGAGUUUUGAGGCAGCAUCACCACAUUUGGGGCUUUCCUACUUGUGAUCAUCACAGCAGUGAUCCCACCACUCCUUCAUCGCGGCUGAAACGGCCAACCUGCUAGCGUCCCCACGCCGGUGCAGCGGUGGUCGCCAUGCGGGCCGAGCCAGCAGUCAUCUCAGCAUACGCGCCGCCGCCGCCUCCACGCCCUGCUGGCACGCAGUGGAGCUACUGGCCGCAGCUACCCAUGUCACCACCCUAGGCCGCGCCUGUCGCCAUCACACGUGACCCAGCAGUCCGCGGCCCGCAGCGCAGCGCCAGUCCGAAGCAGCCCGCGGCCUGGGAGCCCAGCUCAUAUUUUGCGUGGCUCGUACAGGGCAAUGCAUAAGUGAUAUGCGGCCUGGCGGCGGUACUCCCGGCGCACGCAGCAGUGCCUGAAACGCCGCCGGUGCUACCGGCGCACGUGUGGCGCAGAUGGACCGCACCAGGCGCUGGAGCCCUCAGGCUAUGAUGUAAGGCGCCACAGGCGUUUCAGCCGCAGAGGGCGCGUCACUUCUACCAUGCUGCGACGGGUUCUGUGCCGGGUACUGUGGGACCGGGGCGCUCAUACGGGCCCUUCGGCUGGCUGUGACUGCGGGCAAGGCAACGUGGGUGGGCUGGACCUGGGUGGCCAGGGGCGCCCCACACGCCUGGGGUUGCAUGGGCUGUCCUUUGACGCACGUGCCGUGUGCACUAUCGGGGUGUUGCGCAAGGCACGCGUCCAAUGCAGCACCCCGCGCGGUGCUCCGCAGUGCUGUGGGGGCGCAGUGCUGUGGGGGCUGCUGAUGCUUGGGUGGCACAGCCCUGGUUCCGUGCUGGAGGCCGUGCGUAUGCGGCUGGGAUGGUAUGGGUGUGGGGCGCCUGGUGGGGUGCCGUCAUGGUGUGUGUGGGGAGCAGGGUAGGGCAGUAGUGCCAGCAUCCACUGGGUGAGGGCGCGAACCGCAUGCAGCGUUACGCUGGACUCGUGAUAGAAAGGCCCACAAGUGCCGGGUAGACCGUUUCUAUGUGUGGCGGUACUGGCGUGGCUGGACUCAUGGCGGGCGGUGCCUGUGCAAACCGACCCCGGCUAUGUCUGGGAGCGGCCUCAGAUGUAGCGUGGGCGGGAGACGUAGCGUGGGGGGCGCAGCCCAUUUGUCCUUUGUGAGGGAAAACCGACUUGUGUAAUACUCAUGCAUGACGGGGAAGUGUGUAACUCGGGAUUCCG